Messenger RNA from Malaya genurostris, 3218 nucleotides. Its product is annotated as bicaudal D-related protein homolog. The record is from RefSeq and is a predicted model, not a curated record. The transcript has 5 exons. NCBI's taxonomy places the organism in Eukaryota, Metazoa, Arthropoda, Insecta, Diptera, Culicidae. Bases 371 to 2101 code for a protein of 576 amino acids.
UUCGAACAUACAAACUAUCAUCGAUCCGUUGUGGGUCGGGUGGCGCGAGUUGAUUUUUUUUUGUCGCUCUCGUUUUUUUUUAUUCGUUCGUUGGUUGUUGUUGUCGCCGUGCGUGAUCGAUUUCACCUAGUUUCGAGAAGUUUGCUCGCUGCCGUAAAAAAACUACUUUCCAGUAUGAAGCGAAUUUGAUUCAAUAUUACACAGCAGAAGAUGAAUUGACGUAAUCCAUUCGUCUCGCGUGACGAUUCUCAGAGUAACAAAUAAAAAAAUAUCAUCCCAACAAUUUCAACUUAUAAACUAAGAACCAUCCCACCAUCAGCAUCAAACAUUGGUUUCCUAUCGUUCCUUGAAAUAACCGUGCGCCAUUUGUAUGGAUAAGCACAGCAGGUCCAAACCGACACUCGAGGACUACAUCAUCGACAUGGAGACGCGGCCGCCCGACAGUGGUCAAAUCUCCGACAAGGAUGUUUGGGCUCAGCUGCACCAGAAGGAAGCCGACCUGCUGCUGGCGGCCGAACUCGGCAAGGCACUGCUCGAGAAAAACGAGGAACUGAAGAAGCAGCAGGAAAAGCUGAUCGAUGAGUACUCGAUCAAGCUGGAGAAACUGGAACAAGAGAAGUACAUCCUUAAGCGGCAACUGGAAAUAACGUCGAGUGAGAAUGAUGCCGUCAUUCUGGAGCUACAGUCCGAUAUUAAGCAAUUCAAGCAAAAGUUGGACGCCCAAGAGCAGAUCAUGCGGCAGAUGGAGCGGGAGAAAAAUACCCUCAUUGAAGAGCUGACUGCCCAAAAUACCCGCCUAUCGAAUGAACUGAAAAAAUCCAAUGCCACCGAGCUGCAGCUUUCGGCGCAGUUACAGGAAAUCAAAGAGCAGUGCAAUCGACGGACGCUGAGCAUACAGGAUCAUGUGAACAGCUUAGAGAGUUUGAAAAAUGAGCUUCGUUUGAUUCUCGAGAAAAAGAAUGAACUGGAAAAUCGAUUGCACAUGUCAUCGAAUGAAAAGGAGAACCUAACGAUGGCGUUAAAUGAAGCCUCCGAGCGAAUACACAUCUUGGAAAGAAGUACCAAGGAGCAGGAUACCAAGUACCAAAUGACGGUUCAAACAUUAGAUCGGUUAGAACGCGAGAAUGGGACUCUGAGUGAACGGCUGGAAUCGUUCGAUUCUCAGCGCUCGAACCCCAGCGAUCCGAAUCAUUCCUCGUUGCUGCAGGAAAUGAUCGGUGAGGACGAAACGAUGAUGGUGGGCAGUGCACCGAACAAGGAUGAGGCAACCAUGCUUCUGUUCAAGGAGGCACAUUCGGUGUACAAGCAGCUCAAAACACUGUGUCAGACCCUUCGUAGCACCUACCACGACGAUGACUCCGGUUUGCACUCGGAUAUGUCGUUUUCGUCUCUGGACAAUACCUCGUCGUCAGCACCACAAUCGGUUGAUGCCGGGCUUGGAAAUUCGACUGGUCCUUCGCCGAACCAGAGUGGAACGAUGGGCCUGCGCGGUGCGGACAAAUUCACCCGCGGAAUGCUUUCUUCGGCGGCAGAUGAGCUGGUUCAUAUUAUCAUGAACAUGGAUGCCAUGCAGUUCAAAACGAUGUUCGAGCAAACUCGCAGCAUGCUAAUCGAACAGGAGGAUGAGCUGAAAAAGAAGAAUGAUUUUAUCAUGCAGCUGGAGAGUAAGCUUUCCGUGCAGGAGAUCGAACUGCAAAGUGCAAUUGACGAACGCAACCAGGCUCGGGAUGACGCGUCUCAUUCGAGCCUUGCCCAAGAUGAGACGGUGAUUCAGGCACGCAAGGAUCGAGAUGCGGCCGUCGAAAGGAGAACAAAAGCAGAAGUCGAACUAGCCAAGAACAGAGUCGAACUGAUGCAGGCCAAUAGCCAACUGCUGGAAGCGAUCCAGCAGAAGGUCGAACUGCUGCAGCAGCUCGAACAGUGGCAGAUCGACAUGCACGAACUAAUUGAGGAGCAAAUGAAAAAUAAGCUAAAUAAUGAAACUAGUACAAAACCGCAAACGCCUCAGCGAACGUCAUCGCAGCAGGCUGGUUCCUCUUCUGCAGGUUCGUCGGCCAACAAUCGCAAGAGUCGGCUACUAGAUCUGUUCUAUCACCGAUGAAGUAUGAACGGGAAUCUGCUAGAAUUAGAACAGCCCAACACUUGCUGGAUAGCCCAACCUUGAUCAGUCACCGGCUACUAGAUUGGAAUCGUGCAUCAUUUGCCGUACCAACAGGACGAUUCGCAUUGCAUUUAUGUUCGACACUUCUAACCUUUUGUAACUGUUUUGAAUCGUUCAAGGUCUGCUACAGUGUAUUGUGAUAAUAAAGCUAAAUGACUAAAGUUUGAAUGGUUAUCAGCUCAGUUUCGGUCGGCUGAAACAUUGGUCGAACCUUGUGACAACAGUAUUUUUUGUAUGAAGAAAAAAAGAAGAAAUAAUCGUCUAUCAAACAAUUUUUAAUGUUUUCCAUAACCAGCACAUACCAAUACACAUAUCCCGAUAUCGUUAAUCAUAUGUCAAUGUUCGUUAUGAGAAUAUUCGAAAUUUCAUUCUGCGGUAAGCUAGAUGAAAAAAAAACUCAAUUACCUAACUUUGUAGUAUAAUUUAUGUAACGGCUUCUUUUACUACUGAUGUAACCAAAAAUUUGUAUUGUGAGACAAACAAGGAAUCCUAAUAUCAAAGCAUACAUAAGUAAUCUAACGAAUAAUUUAAUUUUAGGAAAAAAAAAGCAAUCAAUAAAUCGGCUUAGCAAACUAACCGACGGCGGUUCUUGUUCAUCAACAGGAAAGUUGUUGCAUUACGUUAAUUAUUGGUUUUAACUACGCCCCGGUAGAGCAGUGUUGUGAUAAACCUCCUCGCUCGCUUUGGCUAGGAUUCGUAGAAACGUUGGAUUCGAUAUUUUUAAGUUCAAUUAUUGGUGAAGAACAGAACGAUAACGAAACCCUACUUAACAUGAGUGAUAACGAGAUGCCUUCUAGCCAAUGCCGAAACAAAACUGGAAUUGUUUUUGCACUUUAACAAAAUUGGAAAUGUACAUAUAUAUAAUGCGUAUUGGAUGCUGGCAGCAGCUGAGAUCCAAAUCAUAAUUUUUUUUUGCAAUUUACAUUAUUUAUCCAUAAUGAAUAGUGAAAUGAAACACGUUAAAGUUAAAUGAUGUGAAAUAAUUUAAUCUGGAACUGUUGUAACUGGAAAGCGAGAAAAUGAUAGAAUAAAGUAAUAUGAUGAGAUUAAACAGUAA